UCAGCUGCGCAUCUGCGCAUGCGCGGCUUUCCAUUCCCUGCAGUCUGGGUCUGGGAAGGGCAGCGCUAAAUCCAGCUGUCCUGACUGACCAGCCGGGAAGUGAAGAGGUAUUGUGUGGCUUUCAACCCUUCUUUCAUACUUCUCUGUUUCAAGAUGAUGCAUUUCCUGUUGCUGUUCAGUCGUCAGGGUAAGUUACGUCUGCAGAAGUGGUUCCUGCCGCUCACAGAGAGAGAGAGGAAGAAGAUUGUGAAGGACAUGACCACAAUGGUGUUGGCACGGAAACCACGCACAUGUAACUUUCUGCAUUGGAGGGAUUUGAAGAUUGUCUAUAAGAGGUAUGCCAGUCUCUAUUUCUGUUGUGGUUUGGAGAACCAGGAUAAUGAACUUCUUGCUUUAGAGAUUCUGCACCGCUAUGUGGAGCUACUCGACAAAUACUUUGGCAAUGUGUGUGAGCUAGACAUCAUCUUUAACUUUGAGAAGGCGUAUUUCAUUCUGGAUGAGUUUCUGAUGGGUGGAGAGAUCCAGGAGACGUCCAAACAGUCUAUUGUAAAGUCUAUAGAGGCAUCAGAUAUGCUGCAAGAGACGAUGGAAGAAUACAUGAGCAAACCAGCCUUCUAAAAGCAGCAGAUGUGAUGUGAGGUGUCAACAGGAAAAGAGCUUUGCCUCCGCAGUGUAGGUUGUGCCCUUCAUUCAGGACAUGUUUUUUUUUUUUUUAAUGCAAGAAGUUACUGUUCAAACUUUAUCCAUGAGGGCUACAUAAGAACUUUUUGAUGUUGUUGUUGUUGUUGUUUUGUGGUAUAAACACAGUUCUCCAUUCCACUCAAUUUUAAUAUAACUGAAUCAGGGUUCUAAAGGAAUUUUGGAAUAAUACAAUGUUUUUUCAACUUAUAGAAAUAAAUGUAAUGCUGAAUUUCAAUAAUGAUAACUUAAGCAAGCACAUAGUUUUGACUGAUAAACUUAAAGAGAGAUCACCCAAAAAUUAAAAUUCUGUAAUCAUUUACAUCACCCUCAUGUCAUUUCAAACCCAUAUGACUUUCUUUUCUCCAAAAACACAGUGAAAAUUUGGAAAGAAUGUCAGCCUCAGUCACCAUUCUGUUCUAUUGUAUAAAAAUGCAGUGAAAGUGAAUGAACAUCUCCUUUUGUUACACAGAGGAAAGAAAGUCAUAUAGGUUGAAACCACAUUAGGGUGAAUAAAUGGUGACAGAAUUUUCAUUUUUGGUUGAACUAUCUUUUUAAACUUUUUAUACCAAAAUCAUUUUAUAUAAUGAUUAUACUGUAUGUUUACAAUAACCUUGAAUCUUGGUUUUAUAAAGUGCCUUUUCAUGUUAUUGAACAUGUUGCAUGUCUCAGGAGACAGUGAUCUGAAUAAAAAUAAUAUGUAUCUGUUUUAAGUAAUAUUAACAAUGCUUUGUGAGCAUGCUUUGUUGAUAUUGUCUUUAUUAAAAUAGUUUAUAUAUAUAUAUAUAUAUAUAUAUAUAUAUAUAUAUAUAUGAUUUAGUCUUAGUCGAGUGUUUGUCUCAAUUUCCUCUGUAAUGAGAUGCGACCGGUGCUGUCCAAUGUGCUGAAAUGCUGUUCUUCCUUCCAGAGACUGAAAUUUUCUGAAAAAGUCUGUCAUCCUUCACUCACCCUCAUGUUGUUCCAAAGCAGUAUGACAUUUGUUUUCUUCUGUGGAACAUGAGAUGUUAGUCUGCUUUCAUUCUGCCUAAAAUCUUAUUUUGUGUUCCAUGAAAGAACCUUUAUUUUUGUGUGAACUAUCAUUUUAACUGUCUUUUAAUAUCUCUUAUUAUAAGUCAAUGUACUUGUUUAUCUUAAAGAAGACACCCUUGAAGUUUCUUUGA
Molecule: messenger RNA, 1838 nt
Organism: Myxocyprinus asiaticus (Chinese sucker)
Lineage: Eukaryota; Metazoa; Chordata; Actinopteri; Cypriniformes; Catostomidae
Gene: ap1s3b
Product: adaptor related protein complex 1 subunit sigma 3b
Exons: 5
Coding region: 154-618 (154 amino acids)
Biological process (GO): vesicle-mediated transport; intracellular protein transport
Cellular component (GO): AP-1 adaptor complex; membrane coat; intracellular membrane-bounded organelle
Molecular function (GO): clathrin-cargo adaptor activity
Source: RefSeq, a predicted model, not a curated record